Puccinia triticina is the source of this 333-nucleotide messenger RNA. RefSeq lists its product as uncharacterized. The transcript is spliced from 3 exons. The coding region runs from base 1 to 333 and encodes 110 amino acids. Lineage: Eukaryota; Fungi; Basidiomycota; Pucciniomycetes; Pucciniales; Pucciniaceae. The record is from RefSeq and is a predicted model, not a curated record.
AUGUCGUUUGUGCCCAUGAGUUUGACCCAAACCCCGACAAGCCGUCGGGCCGGCACCCCCAGCAACAACAUUCUGACCCCAACGCGGCAGAUCUACGCCGAUCUUGCCAUCUCGCCUAUCCAAGCAGAGCUAGCGGCCCAAAUUGAGAUCAUGCUAGAGUCUGAACAAAGCGUGAUGAUCUUUGUCCGUCUUGCGGCGCUCCUGCAGCGCCAAGAGACCCAAACCCAAGGAUCCCCAGGCGCGCUAGCCGCAGGCCUGGCCAACCUUGACACAGCCAACUGCAAGUCCCCCACCAAUGACAAGGUCCAAAUCAAGAUGUCCUUGAUGGCCUGA